Molecule: messenger RNA, 7230 nt
Organism: Daphnia pulex (common water flea)
Lineage: Eukaryota; Metazoa; Arthropoda; Branchiopoda; Diplostraca; Daphniidae
Product: ribosomal protein S6 kinase alpha-5-like
Exons: 18
Coding region: 2957-5782 (941 amino acids)
Biological process (GO): regulation of DNA-templated transcription; protein phosphorylation
Molecular function (GO): protein serine/threonine kinase activity; ATP binding
Source: RefSeq, a predicted model, not a curated record
CGAAAUGACAUUGAUUACAAAAACAAAUUUGCCCUGGCCAACUUGGAACCUGGAAAAACAAAAAUCCCAGUUGGACGAAAUCGUUUGCAAUCAGGAAAAUGAAGAUGGUUAGUAGACUAGCUGCUGCUGGCUACCAGACAGACAGCAAAAAAGAGUGGGUCUCUCACAGGAGGCAAUGAACGGGGGUGGAGUUGUGCGGUACGGUAAAUGACCGCUUUCUGGUAUGCCUUUUUUAAUAACCAGGCGAUUGUCACGAAUUUUUCGGUUCGGUCGCGGCAGAUUCGCGGUCGCCUUUCCCGUUGCGUCUAAUGGACGGUUAACACACACUCGCGGUCGCAAAACAAAAUCCCAAAACGAACAGAUCACAAUUAGGAGGGCUUUUAUAUAUUUAGACAUUUUUUUUUUUUUUAGUAUGCUGCCUACUUAUUUUUUCCUUGGGGGUCAUUAAUUUGGCUGGGACAAGGAAUUGAAAAAUUCGGAAAUACGACAUAUUUUUCCCUCGAGUGUGUGUGUGUGUGUGGUAAAAUUGAGUAUGCUGUGCGGCCUUCUUGGCUGUAUAAACACAUUUUUUCGAAAAAGGGACAUUCAACUCCCUAGAUGCAGCUCGCUCAUUUUCGCUACCACACUAACCACUAGCUUACAAGUAACAGCUGGCAAUUUCCGCAGGUAUAUAUAUAUAAAUGUAUAUUUUUUUUUAGACUACGUUAUUUUUAAAAGACAGGUACAGGUCUGUCGUCUGCAUCAUGGGAUGAGAAAAUUGGUGGAUUAGAAUCCAGUUCUAGGAAAUGUAGAGAACGAAAUGAAUAGUGUUUUCUAAAAAUAAUUUGAUGUGAGCCUUGUGGUAAAACACUUGAAUUUCUAUUUUGUAUCAAGUCAUUUUAUUAUUGAAAUUUGCUUUAAUUAAAUCAUUUUUUUUUUUUGGCGAGAACGUCCGCGACUUCGAUUUUGGUUCGCACUAUACUUGGAAUCAUGCAAAAAUAUUUAGGGGGUUUUCCCAAAAUGAAUUUCCCAACAUUUGAUUAAAAUUUACUUAACUUUUCCUUAAUAUCAAUAACAGCAAAUUGAAUAAUUAAGCCAAUUUGAUGUAUUAGAUUACCACGUUUUAUUACCGCACACAGAAAAAAGACAAAUUUGAAUAUUCACAAGACUUUGUGUGUUGAGUGACACGUGUCUUUUCUUUCUACACAUUUCGCUGUAUUAUUGAUCGCCUCAUGAACUCGCAAUCUUCCUGAUAAAAAAAAGAAAAUAGUCAUCGUAAAACUAUGACGUGGGUUGAAUCUCAAGUUGUUUUACCCUCUCAUUUUUGGGGGCUGUCGGUCCCUAAAAUAUUCGAACGUCUAAUUCUCAAGCGAACAUUUUGACAAGGUUCUAAACACCUUUUUUGCUGGCCUUCCCACAGGCGGUUGUCUCUCUCUGUUUCUCUCUCCCCCCCACGAACGUGUUUUGCGUAUGGUGCCGUCUUCUAGCGCAUAACAGUUGUUGGCUUUUUUCUCUGCGCCCUUAGGACAUGUAACGGGACCCGUCUAUUGCAGCGUACCGUACGCAAUCCCGCUGUUCGCUACCUCACUGCGCUAGCCGUGGAAGAGAAAACUAGAUAUUUGAAUUUGUUUAGUUUUUUUUUUCUUUUCUCGUAGACUUCGGCUUCCUCUAUCCACGGUACAAUGUCUCUCAUUCACCUCUCGUUUCCGCUCUAUUGAUCCACUCCGUCGACUAGCCAACCGUAUAUGCCAGAGCAGCAGAGCUCUUGGGCGCCACACAUUGCAACAUGUCGUCAAGUUUACCGGGACACUCUCGUAGAUUUUUUAAAAGAUUAUUCCAUAUCGUUUGACAAGAAAAAAAAAAUGGAAAUUCUGGGUCGUGCCGUUAUUUUUUUGUUCUAUUUCACUUUUUACAGUUUGACAAAUUCAUCAAGUGCCACUUUUUGAAAGACAUUUUUGACAUGGCGAAUUUCUUUGGCUCUUGUUCGAAUUAGAAAAGUCAUUCUGACAAUGUGAUGGAUGUCGUUGAAAUUGAUUGGCAAGACCAUUGAUUGAUACACAUUGGCAUGGCCUCGCCUACCCGCUAGCUAGGCGUUCAGACGUUACCUGGCGGCAUUUUUCUUUUUUUUCGUCUUAAAUGGUUUUUUUAUCCCGUUCCAGCAACCCUAUUUUUUUUUCUUGGUUUUCCAAGCUUUUGUCUGGUCUGCUCUCAUUUGUUUGGUUUAUUCUUAGAUGCGGACUCGGAGAAUGAAACCGACCUACUUUUAUUGAUUGUUGUAUCGAUUCCUCCCAGCCUUUGUCUAAAUGGCAUCGUUUAAAUAUGGACGACUGUUUUUUUUUCCUCAAAAUUUUAAUUAGUAUCCUGUUUGGAAAAUGCAAUCGUUGGGCAUAGCAAAAGCCUUUGACAAGUUGCCCAUCAGAAAUGUCAAAUGAGUCACAUUCCGGAAGUGUUCAAAGGCUUCGUUAAAGAUUCAUCAUUAUGUCUAGUGUGACUGGGGAAACCUUAUGUCAUGUAUGUACACACAUCCCACGUAAUUAAAUUGGCAGAAGUUUUAUUGAGUGCCUAAUACGGUACAUGGUAACAUUACGGUAAACGCCGUCAUGUCUUGUUUUCCUAUAUUUAAUCGCUCUUGUUUUUGCCACUUCAUUGCUCCUCCUCCUUUCAAGCGUUUUCCGAUUCUUAACGUUCGGAUUGCUUGUUGUUGUUUUUAGAACAGCCGUCUGUGAAAGAAAUAAAGAAAAAAAAAGCAAUGUGCUGCUCAUGCGUGUGAAUCAAGUGGAGCAAGUGGUUUUGCCGAGGGUUUUGCCUCCGAGACUUGAGUUCUACUUUUGUGUGCUCGGAAGAUUAAUGAAAGUUUUCCAACGUCUUCGAUUCGCGGUUAUUCAAUUCGAUGUGUUUCAACCAACGGUUACCCGGUUACCGUUCUUUGUGACUUGGCUUUCAGUUAGUUAACCUGACUGGACGAGGCCGGGUGGACAUGUCCAACUUCGAGUUGCUGAAAGUCCUUGGAACAGGAGCUUAUGGGAAGGUGUUCCUGGUCAGGAAACGAGGUGGCAACGACCACGGAACUCUAUACGCAAUGAAGGUGUUGAAGAAGGCUUCCAUUGUCCAGAAGAAAAAGACGGCCGAGCACACCAUGACGGAGCGUCAAGUUCUUGAAGCAGUUCGACAAUCUCCGUUCCUAGUGACUCUUUAUUACGCCUUCCAAACCGAUGCCAAGCUCCACCUCAUUCUUGAUUACGUUAGUGGAGGCGAGCUUUUUACUCAUCUCUACCAGCGGGAAAGAUUCGCAGAAAACGAAGUGCGGAUCUACAUCGCCGAAAUCAUUAUGGCGCUCGAGCAUUUGCACAAGCUAGGGAUCAUUUAUCGCGACAUCAAACUGGAAAACAUUCUUCUUGAUUCACAAGGCCACAUUGUGUUGACGGAUUUCGGACUUAGCAAGGAAUUCCUUCCACAUGAAAAGAAUGCCAGGGCUUAUUCGUUUUGCGGUACCAUUGAAUACAUGGCCCCAGAGAUUGUGCGAGGUGGAGGCGCAGGCCACGAUAUGGCUGUCGACUGGUGGGGCGUUGGAGUGCUAACAUACGAGCUGCUAACAGGUGCCUCUCCGUUUACAGUCGAAGGAGAGAAAAACAACCAACAGGAGAUUUCCAGACGGAUUUUAAGCAUCCAUCCACCAAUUCCAGAGGAUUUGUCGAUUGAAGUGAAAGACUUUAUUGGACAGCUGCUUACCAAAGAUCCAAGUCGUCGACUCGGCGGCGGAACAUCAGAUGCCGUAGAACUUAAACAACAUUCCUUUUUUAGAAAUCUUAACUGGGAAGAAGUUGGCAAAAAAAUGGUACGUGCGCCAUUCAUACCUCGGAUCGCCGACGAACUGGAUGUCAGCAACUUUGCCGAGGAAUUCACUGGAAUGGCUCCAACCGACUCUCCGGCAAUAGUUCCUACCAAUGUUGAUAAAAUCUUCAAGGGUUACUCAUACAUAGCCCCGUCAAUUCUCUUCACGGACAACAUUAUCAGCGAAGAUUUAUUCGCCCUGUCAGCCGACAACAAACCCACGCUUUCAAACAUAAUUGGAGCCAGAUUUAAGAACUCGACGUUCUUCCUUCAUUAUCACAUGGAUUUACGAGAACAAGCGCUUGGCGAUGGCAGCUUCUCUAUCUGUCGGCGCUGCGUUCACAAAGCGAGCGGUCAAGAAAUGGCGGUCAAAAUCGUCUCCCGUCGUGUUGACUGCAGCCAAGAGAUUAACUUACUGCGUGCCUGCCAAGGUCAUCCCAACAUCGUACGCCUUCACGAUGUCUUCUACGACGAGGCGCACACAUACAUCGUCAUGGAAUUGCUGAAAGGGGGAGAGCUACUUCAGCGCAUCCGGCAGCAGAAACAAUUUACUGAAUCGGAGGCUGCACGCAUAUGGCAGAAAUUAGUUGCGGGGGUUCAACACGUUCACUGCAAAGGCAUCGUUCAUCGCGAUUUAAAGCCAGAGAAUCUGUUAUUCGAGAGUGCGGAUGAGAACGCCGAACUGAAAAUCGUGGACUUUGGAUUCGCUCGCCUGAAACCCGAGCCGCAGAAGCUCUUGAACACACCUUGCUUCACGCUGCAGUACGCUGCGCCGGAAGUGCUUAAAACGGUGUUGGUACCCAAAGAUGGCCGCUACGAAAGCGGUUACGACGAAAGCUGCGAUUUGUGGAGCCUGGGUGUCAUUCUGUACACGAUGCUCAGCGGUCGAGCACCGUUUCACUCCAACAGUCGAGAGGGUAACGCCGCAGCAGUUAUGCAACGCAUUAAAACGGGCGACUUUGAUUUCGACGGGGAAGCAUGGAAGCACGUCUCUUCCAAGGCGAAAAAUGUUAUACAAGGUCUCCUGACAGUUGAUCCCAAAAAGCGAUUAACCAUCAAGGAAGUGAUCAACUGCAGUUGGUUAAUGCCGAGAAAUCGUGAGUCUCCGUUUGGCUUCCCGUCGCUAAUGACUCCUGGCAUUCUAUCCAUUCGCUCUUUCCCAAAGGCCACUGAACUGGCCGUCAAACAAACCAUCGAUGCCUUCCACAUGGCUGCCAGGGAGGGAUUUCGGUUACAGGAUGUGUGCAACGCACGACUGGCCCAACGUCGCAAAGCCAAACGGCCAUCCAAUGACGCAAGAAGCAUUUCAACUUCCAGCAGUUUCUCAUCCAGUUCUUCAGGCAAUUCGUCAAUGAGGACGGCCAGCAAAGGGGAAGGCUCGGCCUCUUGGUCUUCGGUUGGCUUCACUCCGCGCAAGAUGACUUCUGAAGAUGAUAACGUGUUCAGCUUCCGCGAAGCUCGUGUCCAAGAGUAUUUGUCCAGUUUGUCGGAGGCAGAGUCUUCGAGUCGCGACUCGUUCCACAAGGCACAAGAGAAAGAGGAAUCUUUUUCCAUCAAGAAUAGCUGGGGCAAUCGUAUCUGUGAUAGUCUUUCCUCAGUUAUUGAAAAUCAAGUGACGGCUGCUGCUGCUGCUGCUCGUACGCAACAAGAUUUGAGCCUGCCGGGACCAAGUAACAAUGAGAGCAUCCUCCUUUCGCCAAUCUCGUUGUCGACGAGGUCUAAACGGAGGCAGCCGUAUAAAAUGUCGUUGCCCUCCAACCCGCCAGGCCAAGAUGCUGAGGCCAAUUGCGAAGAUGAAGAUGUCUCCUCGUCGGCGACGACGCACCGCAAGCAGGAUCAUCAAGAAUGUUCUGGAACAGCGACAGAAGUUUUCGAACGUCCAUUAACGCGAGCCCGCAAGCGCAACAUGGCUCGAGUCUGCGAGAUUCAACCUCAUAUUCAACCCACGCCCAAACGACGGAAGAAUUUCUAAACAAAAGAAGAAAAGAAAGAUGUAUAGACAGAUGAGACGCCUAAUCAGUUUUGCCUAAUCCAAUUUCGUUUGGAAAUGACUGUCUUGAGAAAAUGUUACAAAUUUUGUUUUUUUAUAAAAGAAACGUUAUGUAUUUUUCGGUUAGGAUCGCGGCGGUCAGGUGUGCUGUAGAUAUAUACCAAUUUGCUUUUUUUUAACUUUCCUUUAUAACGAUACAGGAACCUGUACAUAUAAGAAUGGCAAGCGUCUAUCAUAGUUCGUGAGCGUGUCAACCGUCUUGUGCGCGUAUAUGCAAAUCGUUCGUCAACAUUCUGUCUCUAGUCAGUCGGAUCUGAGCCUUAUGUGCGUUAGCCGUGGUAAUGCUGUAUCUCUGACACAGAGUUUGGAAACGACAGUGUAUACCUAUGUAUUCCAUAGGGGUUUGUUCGGCUUAGUAGUGCCUUAUUAAGAGAAUUUUAUAUCACAUCGACAGGGGCUGAAUGUAACGUACAACACGCUGCUGCUGAGUGACUGGGAGGCUUGAGCCGUUUUCCUUGAGAGAUUUCGUUUUAUUUUUCAAGUUAUUCCGAAGGCCGUCGGCUCACUACGAGACAAAUUCUUUCAUAUAAAUAUAGGCGUCAAUACGUCCUACACUAGUCCUCAUCAAGCACCUUGUUUUACAUUCAAAUCGGCUUUGAUUCAAUGUGAAAUUUGUUCGGCGAAAUGCGUUCCUUUCAUCUCUUCCCCCACUCCAUCCAUUUGAUCUAGAUGGAUUUUUUUUUUCAAGUUGAAAAGCCUUUGAAUUUCAUGGCCAAGUUCAUGGCUAGCGUGAGAAACUCUUUCUCUCUAUGCCUUUAAUGCGUUCUACGGGUCGUUGAGCCGGAGAGUAGUUUUUACCAAAAAGAUACAAAAAGAAAAGUAUGGACACAUCGUAAAACAGAUUGAAAAAUUAUGCGAUCCAUUGACUUACGCGAAAACUCCUCACAUUCUCGCAAAUUCAGAGUAGCUAAUUCGAAAUGUCUGCGCGUCACUUGUUAGAAAAUAAUUGUGUGUGUGUGUUUCGUUUGAAAACCAAAUAGUGCUUCUAAUACCAACAAGUGACAUAAGUUACUAGUUGCGUGAGCAAGGCAAUUUGACAUUGUUCACUCGCUGUUCAUAUUCGACGAGAUUCGGCUUUUUAUUCCGACGACAGUUUGAUUUAAACACGACCGCGCUUAGAAAUAAAACGCUGUUCAUGACAAAUAACAACAUGCAUUUGGUUAGCAAUGAUGAUGAGACAUUUGAAAAACGGCCCUAAGACCCGAAUUUGUUUUUCAUUAACAUUUGUUAGAUUUUCAACAUUACGUGUUGCAUGUAUUGAUUAUUGAAUUGAUAAUUUGACCGAAAUUAUUUUGAUUUUUGUGAAGACAAGAUGGCUGUAACCAAGUCUGAAUUAUGGGAAUAUUAUAUAUAUAUACAGUACUACAAUG